AUGAACGCUUCAUUUCAUCCGACAAAUUCAUCGAUUGGCACCAAAAAAGCACUCAUGUCGGGCAAGGGAGAGGCAGGAGACGAGACGGCAUGGGAGAAAGGGUCGAAGCGGUUCACGAGCAAACAAUAUAGCGAAUACUUCGACCCAUGUCAAGAUGCUGCAAACAGGAGUUUGAAAUGUAUGAGACGGAAUGGUGGUGAUAGGGCGAUGUGUAUGGACUACUUUGAUGCAUACAAAGCAUGUAAACAGUCUUGGAUGGAUGAGAUGAGGGAGCAGAAACGACGAGAGGGCAAGGGAUGGUUUGGCUGA
Messenger RNA from Fulvia fulva, 309 nucleotides. RefSeq names its product Cytochrome c oxidase-assembly factor cox-23, mitochondrial. The transcript has 4 exons. The record is from RefSeq and is a predicted model, not a curated record. Lineage: Eukaryota; Fungi; Ascomycota; Dothideomycetes; Mycosphaerellales; Mycosphaerellaceae. Bases 1 to 309 code for a protein of 102 amino acids.